Molecule: messenger RNA, 607 nt
Organism: Polistes canadensis
Lineage: Eukaryota; Metazoa; Arthropoda; Insecta; Hymenoptera; Vespidae
Gene: RpL24
Product: 60S ribosomal protein L24
Exons: 5
Coding region: 101-565 (154 amino acids)
Biological process (GO): cytoplasmic translation
Cellular component (GO): cytosolic large ribosomal subunit
Molecular function (GO): mRNA binding; structural constituent of ribosome
Source: RefSeq, a predicted model, not a curated record
AUUUAUUCUGUUGGCUGCCCUGAAAUCUCGUAUGAAGUAGCUGCCAUUUAUUGGGUUGUCGUCCAUUUUUGUUCGAUCUUUCGUAUCGUGUAUAAUCAAAAUGAAGAUCGGUCUUUGUGCUUAUAGUGGAUAUAAAAUAUAUCCUGGCCAUGGUAAAACCAUGGUCAAAGUUGAUGGAAAGACAUUCACUUUCCUUAACUCAAAAUGUGAAUCUGCUCACUUGAUGAGACGUAACCCUAGAAAAGUUACAUGGACUGUUUUAUAUAGACGAAAGCACAAGAAAGGUCAAGAAGAAGAACAAGCCAAGAAAAGAACAAGGCGCACUCAAAAAUUCCAACGUGCUAUUGUGGGUGCUUCUCUUACAGAUAUCUUGGCUAAACGUAAUAUGAAACCAGAAAUUCGUAAAGCACAGAGGGAACAAGCUAUCAAGGCUGCAAAAGAACAGAAGAAAGCAGCAAAAGCAACAAAGAAGGCUGUUGCACCUCCUAAAACGAAGGCUUUACCUAAACAGAAGGCUGCAAAGGUGACGCAAAAAUCUGCGCCUCGUGUUGGUGGAAAACGUUAAUUAUUCUGUAACUUACGAAUAAAAUAAUCGUUUUAAUUAAAA